UUUGUUUGCUGCAGAGAAGAUUUUGUUAGUUAAUUACUAAUUAGUAUGAGUCAUCGUGCUCAUAAUAAUAAUAUGAGUAGGUCAACAAAAAGGAGACGUGUUCUUCAAGAGAUUGAGAGCUUAAUACAUUUUGACACUGAUUAUGAAUCAGAUCCCGAUAAUACACAUUUUGUAGACCCAUUACUACAAGAAGAAACUAGAGAUGUUUCACAGUGCUUUGAUACAACGAUUUUUGAACAAAAUCAGUUAUUGGAAGGUUCUGAUAUUCCCGAAACUGAAAGUAUUCUAUCCUAUUCAAAUUCUGCUGGAGAUUUUUCUAAUUUAUUCGACGACAGUGAUAAUAAUACAGUUGAAAGUUCAAGUGAAGAAGAUAACACAGAAUUUUCUGAUAACUCACCCCGUACUCAACUCGCACAAUGGGCUAUAAAACAUAAUAUCACCAAUAUAGCAAUGUCUGAUUUACUUAAAGUGUUAAAUGCAUCUUACGAUCAAUCAUUACCUUUAGACGCAAGGACUCUAUUAAAAACUGAUAUUUCUAGUAAUACUUCUGUUAAUUUAAAAAACAUGUCACCAGGAUUUUACUAUCAUUUUGGAGUUUCGAAUGGAAUAAAAAAUCAUUAUAUUAUUGAAAAUAGUCAUAUUAAUGAACCAAUAAAACUAGUUGUAGGAAUAGACGGACUACCGUUAACUAAAAGUUCCAAAAGCACGUUUUGGCCGAUUUUAUGCUAUAUUCGUCCGUAUUCACACAUUGUGUUUCCAAUUGGACUAUAUUGGGGCAAUGAGAAACCACAAGAAAGUAAUGAUUAUUUAUUUGAUUUUGUUAACGAGAUAAAAGAUCUUAUUAAUAAUGGAAUUGAAAUUAAAGUCAGUUCAGGAGAGUUUAUUAAAAAACAAGUUAUUUUAGACGUAUUUUGUUGUGAUUUACCUGCUAAAAACUACAUUUUGAAAACCAAAGGGCACAACGCAUAUUUUUCAUGUUCUAGGUGUUGCAUAGAAGGGGAAUAUGUAUGUAGAAGGGUGUGUUAUCCUGACAUAGACUGUCCUAAAAGAACUCACGAAAGUUUUAUAAAUAAACAUCAAGAAGAAUAUCAUGUUGGUGAGGUAAUGUCAAUCCUUAUUGAUAUCCCUGGAAUUAAUAUUAUUAAUUCAUUUUCACUCGAUUACUUACAUAUGGUAUGCAUAGGUGUUACUAAAAAAAUAAUUACUUUGUGGCUUAAAGGCCCCUUACAUUGUCGUUUAAAUAGUACCAAAUGUAAAUUUUUGAAUGUUAAUUUAUUAGCACAAAAAUUGUUUAUUACAUGUGACUUCCAACGUAAACCUCGUGGUGUCGAUGAAGUUUUUCGUUGGAAAGCUACAGAAUUUCGGACUUUUUUACUUUAUUUAGGCCCUGUUCAAUUUGCCUCAAUUUAUGGUAUUGAAUGGAUUUCUCAAAAUAUACAUGGCUUACAACACAUCACUGAUGAUUAUUUAUUAUUUGGGUCUUUAGAUAACUGUAGUACUUUCCCAUUUGAGAAUCACAUGAAAGUUCUUAAAAAAUAUAUAAGGAAGUCUAACCAACCAUUACAACAGGCCAUUAAACGUUAUAGUGAAGAAACAAAAUACGGACAAAAACCUCAUCUAAUUAACUAUGAUUCUAAUUGUUUUACAUUUGAAAAAGAGCAUAAUAAUGGACCUUUAAUGAAGCUAACUGUUAUAUACUAA
Acyrthosiphon pisum (pea aphid) is the source of this 1701-nucleotide messenger RNA. RefSeq lists its product as uncharacterized. NCBI's taxonomy places the organism in Eukaryota, Metazoa, Arthropoda, Insecta, Hemiptera, Aphididae. Bases 46 to 1701 code for a protein of 551 amino acids. The transcript has 4 exons. The record is from RefSeq and is a predicted model, not a curated record.